This is a messenger RNA of Sclerotinia sclerotiorum 1980 UF-70, 108 nucleotides long. RefSeq lists its product with no specific name. The record is from RefSeq and is a predicted model, not a curated record. The coding region runs from base 1 to 108 and encodes 35 amino acids. The transcript has a single exon. NCBI's taxonomy places the organism in Eukaryota, Fungi, Ascomycota, Leotiomycetes, Helotiales, Sclerotiniaceae.
AUGUUAUAUGGCAUGGCGCUUUUUGGUAAAUAUGAUAAUGAAGCUGUCGAGUACCAAAAAGAUGUUCAACAGACAGGAGAAUUGACCAUGAGACAUGUGAGCGAGUGA